Messenger RNA from Saccostrea cuccullata (small rock oyster), 356 nucleotides. Its product is annotated as scavenger receptor class F member 1-like. NCBI's taxonomy places the organism in Eukaryota, Metazoa, Mollusca, Bivalvia, Ostreida, Ostreidae. The record is from RefSeq and is a predicted model, not a curated record. The annotation marks the transcript as partial. The transcript is spliced from 4 exons.
UAUGACAUCACAAAAAACUGUGGAUCAUUAAUCAGAUAGUUACAUAAAUAUGGUGGCUUGUGGACAGAUUUUGAUUAUAUUGGUACAAAUAUCAAUCAAUGUCCUUCUUUCUUGUGGUUCUGAAAUUCCAUUAUGUGAAAAGGGAUACAAAUCAUGCUGUGCAUAUUACAAGUGGAAUACAGAAACUCAACAAUGCGAAAAAUGUUUAGCCGGAUAUAGUGGAGAUAAUUGUAGUCUACCGUGUCCAUAUCCUUUUUAUGGAGAUAGUCAAUCAUAUCCAUAUCCUUAUUAUGGAGAUGGAUGUCAAGCGAGGUGUGAUUGUGAAAAAUACCUAUGCAAUAUUUCAGUGGUUGCUG